GAAUGUGCUUUCUGCACCACUCUUGGCAUGAAGGGUGUUGAGAGAGGUGUAUGCAUCUCCUCUGUAUCUCUCAGUUUGACUCUGGGAGACUUCACCAUAUGUGGAGACCCACAGUCCACCCCCAAGGAGCUAGACUUUGGGUAUUUAUCAAGUUCUGCCUGCCUGAGCGGAUCCUUCCUCUCUCAGUUGUUGCCAGCCAGAAGCAUGCAUGCCUUUCUGUUCCUGUGUUGCCUCCUUCUCUGGAAUGGUGUAACGGUGUCUGUGCAGAAAGAGAUCCAGAAGCUCCCUGAUGAAGAGAAAGCAAGCCUGGUGCACAUUCGGACCCCGCAGACUCUCUCUCGAGGCUGGGGAGACGACAUUGAAUGGGUGCAGACAUAUGAAGAAGGUUUAGCACGAUCAAAACACAGCAAGAAGCCACUGAUGGUUAUUCACCACUUGGAAGAGUGUCCUUACAGCCAAGCUUUAAGGAAAGCAUUUGCUUCUAGCCCAGAGAUCCAGCAGAUGGCUCAGAAGGACUUUAUCAUGCUCAACCUGGUGCAUUCCAGCAGCGAUGACAACAUGGCACCUGAUGGCCAUUACGUCCCUCGGAUCCUCUUUGUGGAUCCUUCAAUGACAGUUCGAGGUGAUCUAACUGGCAAAUAUGGGAACAGGAUGUACACUUACGAACCAGAAGACAUUUUGACCUUGAUUGAAAACAUGAGACAAGCGAAGCUGCUUCUGCACACAGAGCUCUGA
Pelecanus crispus (Dalmatian pelican) is the source of this 735-nucleotide messenger RNA. Its product is annotated as anterior gradient protein 3-like. NCBI's taxonomy places the organism in Eukaryota, Metazoa, Chordata, Aves, Pelecaniformes, Pelecanidae. The record is from RefSeq and is a predicted model, not a curated record. Gene Ontology annotation, cellular component: endoplasmic reticulum.